This is a messenger RNA of Cryptomeria japonica (Japanese cedar), 635 nucleotides long. RefSeq names its product LOB domain-containing protein 1. Lineage: Eukaryota; Viridiplantae; Streptophyta; Pinopsida; Cupressales; Cupressaceae. The transcript is spliced from 2 exons. The coding region runs from base 40 to 537 and encodes 165 amino acids. The record is from RefSeq and is a predicted model, not a curated record.
UAAACCUUCAUAAAUUUUUCUUCUCCUGUUCAAUUUCAGAUGGAACAGAAAGCAAAGGAGAUUUGUGGGAUUGUAUAUCCUUGCGCACCCUGCAGGAUUCAACGAAAAAAAUGUGGAGAUAAUUGCCCACUUGCUCCCUAUUUCCCACCAAACGAUCCUCAAAAGUUUUUACUUGUACACAGCUUAUUUGGGACAAGCAAGAUUGUCAAAAUCCUCAAGGAUAUUCCGGUUGAGAAGAGAGAAGAUACUGUAAACAGCUUGGUAUUUGAAGCAAGUGCGAGAAAGUAUGAUCCAAUUUACGGCUCCAGUGGUGCAGUUUGUCGGCUACAGAAGAAAGUAAUAGAGCUGCAAUCACAACUGGAAAACACACAAGCUGAGCUCCUCAAUACCCAGGCUAAUCUUGUGCGUCACAUGAGUGGUAGUGAAGCAGGAACUACACUCGAUUUUACCCAGGACUUAGUACAGCGUAGCGAUGACUUCAUACUUUUGCAGGACGAUCAGGAUCUGUUUUGGUGGGAAGACAUGAUGUCUUUUUAAUAAGAUUGUCUUAAUCUUUCACCAAUCACUUCAGUUAUCUGUACUACUUAAAUAGCCGCCUUCAAGCCAUGAACUCCUCCUACAUUUGCUUUUCUAUA